UUUUUUUUUUUUUUGCUUUUGUUUUUUCUUUCUUUUGUGUCUCACUGUUACCCUAGUUGGCUUGAAACUCUGUGUACACCAGGGUGGCCUUGGACUCAUAGUGAUCCACUAGCCUCAGUGUUUGUCUCCACUGGCUGCAAACAGUUGCACACCUCCCACCGUAGUCUCCUGAAUGGUGGGACUGUCUGUGUGUGCCACCUUGCCUCAGCUUUCUCUUUUUACCCUCCAUAUGGACAGACACUUUGAUUUUCCCUUCCAGGGACACUGUAGACAGGGAGAGCCUUGUGGCUUAAGAGCAUUUUACUUUAAAGCUUUAAAGCUUUAAAGCAUUAAUUUAUAUCUUUUGGCUUCCACUGUUGCUAUUAGAAAGUCCAAAGACAUUUUGGUCCCCAACUUAAUAUUUCUUCCUCUGGAAUAUUAACUGUUUUAUGUCUGGAUAUUCUGAAAUUCAAAUCCCCCCCGCCCCGUGUGUGUGUGUGUGUGUGUGUGUGUGUGUAAUUUUUGGUCCAGGUCAAAUUUUUAUUUAAUGAUUUUCUUUUUUGUGUUUUUUUCUUUUUCUUUUUUUUUUUUUCAUGGACUUUGCUAAAAUGAUCACAUACUUGAGUUCUCUAGGUCUAGGCUUUUAUUAUUUUUUUAUUUUUAUUUAUUUCUCUUUUAGUGUUCGUAUGUUAUAGUUUUGGCUUAUUUCCCAUUUUCUUUCUUGCUCUGUGAUCUGUGGAUGCCUUAUUUUAAGCAUGGCCUAAGUGGAAGAUAUAUAUGAGUGGUGCCUGGCGGCUAUUAACAUUUCUUGUAGAUAGGCUGAGCAAGUAAUUCUCUUUUUUGGUGGUAGACCCUUAACUUUUCAUUAUAUAAUUUUGCUUAUUCUUAGGUGUGCACUGUUUCUCAGUUUGAGCUUUCUAAUUACCUGUUUCAAGAAGGUGGCUAGGGAGUAUCAUUUUAACUUUGUUUAUUUGGUUUUUGUUUGCUGCUUUACCUACCAUUUUGAAGACUACAGCUUUGCUGGAUUAUUCAUUGAAAAAAAUUCUAAAAAGGAGCAUUUAAUGUCUUACUAGGUAGAAGAAUACAUGUUCACCUUUAGUGAACAAGAGCAUGUUCCCAAACUCAAUUUUGGGCCGUCCACCCUUCACUCCAAACCACCAACAGCAUAAUAAUUUUUUUGCUCUCUCACCAACUCUUUAUUCACACCAGCAACUUAUAGAUGCACAAUUCAACUUUCAAAAUGUAGACUUAUCUAGAGCUGUGUCCUUACAGCCCCUGACGUAUGGAACUGUCAGCCCAAUACAGACCUCAACAUCCCCAUUAUUUCGAGGAAGGAAGAGAAUAAGCGAUGAAAAAAACUUUCCUCUUGAUGGUAAACGGCAGCGUUUCCAUUCACCCCACCAAGAGCCAACUAUAAUUAACCAGAUAGUGCCUUUAUCAGGUGACAGAAGAUAUUCCAUGCCACCAUUGUUUCACACACACUAUGUACCAGAUAUAAUCAGAUGUGUCCCACCUCUUCGAGAAAUUCCAUUGUUAGAACCUAGAGAAAUCACACUGCCUGAGGCUAAAGAUAAGUUGAGCCAGCAGAUACUAGAGUUGUUUGAAACUUGUCAGCAGCAAACAAGUGACUUGAAGAAGAAAGAACUCUGUAGAGCACAGCUGCAGAGAGAGAUUCAGUUGCUUUUCCCACAAAGCAGACUUUUUUUGGUUGGAUCGUCUUUAAAUGGAUUUGGUGCCCGGAGCAGUGAUGGUGAUUUAUGCUUGGUUGUUAAAGAAGAACCAGUAAAUCAGAAGACUGAAGCACGACAUAUACUCACCUUAGUCCAUAAACACUUCUGUACUAGACUAUCUGGCUACAUUGAGAGACCUCAGCUGAUUCGUGCAAAAGUGCCAAUUGUGAAGUUCAGGGAUAAAGUCAGUUGUGUGGAAUUCGACUUAAAUGUAAACAAUACUGUUGGAAUUAGAAACACAUUCCUUCUCAGAACUUAUGCAUACCUUGAAAAUCGAGUUCGUCCAUUAGUGCUGGUGAUUAAGAAGUGGGCAAGUCACCAUGAGAUAAAUGAUGCCAGUCGUGGCACUUUAAGCAGCUAUAGUCUUGUAUUGAUGGUUUUGCACUAUUUACAAACCCUACCUGAACCCAUCCUUCCAUCCCUCCAAAAAAUUUACCCAGAAUCUUUUAGUACUUCUGUACAGCUGCACCUUGUACACCAUGCUCCAUGUAGUGUUCCUCCUUACCUCUCAAAGAAUGAAUCAAGUCUUGGGGACCUCUUACUGGGCUUUCUUAAAUAUUAUGCUACAGAAUUUGACUGGAACACUCAGAUGAUUUCAGUUCGUGAAGCCAAAGCCAUCCCAAGGCCUGAUGACAUUGAAUGGAGAAAUAAAUACAUCUGUGUCGAAGAACCUUUUGAUGGAACUAAUACUGCCAGAGCUGUACAUGAAAAGCAGAAGUUUGAUAUGAUCAAGGAUCAAUUUUUAAAGUCAUGGCAGAGAUUGAAAAACAAGAGAGAUCUGAACAGUGUUCUACCUUUGAGAGCUGCUACCCUGAAAAGAUAACCGGUCUCCAAUUCUUAAAUUCUUUCAAGAAAUAAAGAACAAUGGUUACGUCAUAAUUCAUAUUGUUUACCUCCAUCAUGGUUUAUUUUUAAUGUUUUUGUUUUCGUGUUUUAUUUUUAAAGGGCAUACUUAUAUAAAGAUUGCAUAUUUUAUUAUGACAUUUCCUAAUAAAUAAUAUACUCUUUGAUUUAAAAUGUAUUUUUGAAACUGUUUACAUCAAUGAUUAGUAGUAUUAUGGCAUGACUUUUCAGCAUAAAAUGUAUUUUGAGAAAUUACCGAAACUAUUAAGGUUUUGAUAUAAUUUUAAGUAAUUGUUCCACAUGCUUAUAUGAAGAACUCUAUGGAAUUUUGCAAAGGACCUAAGUAAUACAUACUUAUAGUUAACUGGUGGUAAACAGAUGUCUAGCUCAGUUCUAGUCAAGUAAAGAUUCAAGUCAGUUAUUCAGUUACUUGAAGCAAACGAAAUCUUUCAUUCAGUGAAAUCACUGUGGAGUCUUGAAAUACUGGACAAUUGUCUUAAGUCUUCACUUGACUCCCUGGGACAGACUGUCUUUGAGGUUGUGCCUGUGUUCACACAUUUGCUUUGAUAGACUCUGGAGGUUGCUUAAGAUUUUGUGUUGAAACAAUACAUUUUGCACUGUUGUAAUGGGAGCACUAAAAGCAGUUAGUGACUUGUUUAUGGACUGUUUGAAAGUCUCUUGCUUAGAUAUUUGGAAAAAAUGAAAUUUCCUAUGCUUUCUGAUAGCACAGCGCACUGUGCACUGUUGCUUUACCUCCGUUUUCCUGAUCUUAUUUUCUUCAUGAUAGGAAACAGCAGAAAACUGAAACAUCAAGGUUGAGAUUAUAUCCUAUUUGUAGAACCAGAUUUCUGUGGAUUAUAGUCUAAACUGGAAAUUUUAGGCAGUAAGCCACUACAAGUGUUUUAAGACAAAAAGUUAUAAAUAAAAGUUUAAUGUUUAUACAAAAAUCUUUUUUAGUAUUUCUUUUCCACAUGAGAGUAGUAGCUUCAGAUACAAGCUAUCCUGUUUAUUAAGAUUGUUUUUAGUUUAUGUAAAUAUUUGUACCUGUAAAUUUAAAUAUAAAAAGUAAUCUGGAAGACAGUUUUAACUUUUUCAAAGAUUGCAGACUUCUUGUAGACCUACAGUGGUACAGUUUGUACCACUAAACUAUUUUUUGCAGACCAAUUAAAAAACUAAAACUUCUUUCUUUUACUUACAAAGGGUGCGUUUUUUUUUCUUCUUCUUAAGUUUAAGUUUUUGUAUGAUGUCAAAUGAAAUAAAGUUUAUAUCUGGAAA
Molecule: messenger RNA, 3827 nt
Organism: Meriones unguiculatus (Mongolian gerbil)
Lineage: Eukaryota; Metazoa; Chordata; Mammalia; Rodentia; Muridae
Gene: Tent2
Product: terminal nucleotidyltransferase 2
Exons: 15
Coding region: 1090-2532 (480 amino acids)
Cellular component (GO): cytosol
Molecular function (GO): poly(A) RNA polymerase activity
Source: RefSeq, a predicted model, not a curated record